AUGACAUCAAAAAUAGUGAAGGUUUUAUGGGCAGGUCGGUUAAGUUAUAAUGCUGGUCUCAGAUUGCAAAAAAUAUUGUUUGAUCAACAUUAUCAAAAGUUAGAAAAAGAUACUGUUAAUACAUUAGUAUUGCUUGAACAUAAUCCAGUAUAUACAGUUGGUAUUAGAGAUAAGAGUUAUACUGUGCAAGAUGAAGAGAAGUUAAAGAGUUUGGGUGCGGAAUUUUAUAGGACAAAUCGGGGUGGUCUAAUAACAUUUCAUGGACCAGGACAGUUAGUGGCAUAUCCUAUACUAAACUUGAAACAAUUUAAAAGUAGCAUGAAAUGGUAUGUGUGUCAAAUAGAAAAAAUGAUUAUACGUUUGUGUGCAGAGUAUGGCCUUAAUGGUAAAACAUCACCAGAUACUGGUGUGUGGGUGAAUGAUAAAAAAAUCUGUGCAAUUGGCAUUCAUGGAAGUCGGUAUAUUACAACACAUGGUUUAGCUCUAAAUUGUAAUACAGAUUUGAGUUGGUUUGAUCACAUUGUGCCUUGUGGUAUUGAAGGAAAGGGUGUAACUAGUAUUACCAAGGAACUUAAUGCAAAUGUUACUACUCAAGAUGUUUUACCAUUAUUUCAAAAUGCUUUCCAAGAUCAGUUUGAAUGUACAUUAAUUGAAUGCACCUUGGAGGAGUCUUCAGAAUUACUUGGGAGUGUUACAAACAUGUGGAAUCGAAAUGUAAUAUCCUGAUUUUAAUAAAUUGAUGAAUUUUAUACCA
This is a messenger RNA of Colletes gigas, 754 nucleotides long. RefSeq names its product putative lipoyltransferase 2, mitochondrial (gene Lipt2). Gene Ontology annotation, cellular component: mitochondrion. Gene Ontology annotation, biological process: protein lipoylation. The coding region runs from base 1 to 726 and encodes 241 amino acids. The transcript has a single exon. The record is from RefSeq and is a predicted model, not a curated record. Gene Ontology annotation, molecular function: lipoyl(octanoyl) transferase activity. Lineage: Eukaryota; Metazoa; Arthropoda; Insecta; Hymenoptera; Colletidae.